AAAACUGGCGAACGUUCAGGACUGUAAACAAUUCUCACAAGAGCAAGACCGACCCGUGUUCGACCAUUAGCAUUACUUCAGUGUUAUAUUCUGUAUUUACCACACAAGAGACCCGGCGUUAAUGUGAAUUAGGUUCCCUGUUAGAUAGUUUGGAGUUUACUCCCUAACCUGAGCUACAAGUUACAGUAAUACUGUCUUCCUAGUGGGUACUCAAAUCUACCAUGGGAACCACAGUAUAAAAGCAAGAGCUUCAUCUCUUAAACCCCAGCCAUAGUUUCCUUGGGCUAGUUGUCUUCAAUUAAUCCAUAACUAGCUGUCUUGUGCUGUCAAGCAUUAAUUUGCCCUCCUUCAGAUGUCAACAAUCUUCUUUGAAUGUUUUAUUAUUCUGAGGUUUUUUAUGUGAAAAAAUAUGGCACUGAGGAGUUUUGGUCAACUUUUACGGACAAACUUUGGCCUUCCACUACUGCAGACAGUACGACAUAGAACCAGAAUACCAAAUCUCCGUCGUCCAGCUAUUCCUCAUUGGCGACGGGCAGUCAUUCUGGCACUUACAAAACCUCAGUAUGAAGAUCCAUUGAAAGAUAUUCCUGUUUCUGAAUCAUGCCAAAAGAGAGAAAAUUUUCUGAAGAAAGAUGAAGUGGAGGUUAAUCAGUUUGAACAGAUACUGGCUAAGGAAAUGCUUGCAAAAGUUGAAGAAUCUAAUGUCAUAAUAGUGUUUCAUCGCAAUCCCAUGAGUGAACCAGAGCUUUUUGCUAAUCGUAUACAACUAUCAAAAAUAGGUUUAUAUUAUCAUCAUUGUAAUAAUAAGAUUGUUAAACUGGCAUUGACAGGCACCAAGUAUGAAGCCCUCCUUCAACUCUAUCACUCCAGAACUGCCACAUUCUUAGGAACUGAAGUUAAAAUACCGAGGUUGCUAAGGAUGAUGAAGAAAGUGAGAGGUCUAGUGCUUAUGGCAGGAGUGGUAGAGGGACGUCUAAUGAAUGUGACGGAUCUACAGCGUUAUGCUGCCUUGCCACCUCUUCCAAUAUUACAUGGUCAACUUGUUGGAAUUCUUCACAGGCCCCUUCAGCAACUUUCCCAGAAUCUCACUCAUCAUCAGACCGAAUUAUCAGGCGCUUUAGGACGCUACAUUUCGGAUCAAACAAAAACAUCUGAAACUCCCGAUGAAGCAAGUUCUGGGUCUAACACAGAACCUGAAGUUUCGUAAAAUAUAUUAUGUUAUUAUGCUGUACAUUUAUCCUGGAUACCAUGUUAAUAAAAGGUUAAUGCCCAAUUUUUUUUUC
This is a messenger RNA of Macrobrachium nipponense, 1283 nucleotides long. RefSeq names its product large ribosomal subunit protein uL10m-like (gene mRpL10). The transcript has 7 exons. Lineage: Eukaryota; Metazoa; Arthropoda; Malacostraca; Decapoda; Palaemonidae. Gene Ontology annotation, molecular function: structural constituent of ribosome. The record is from RefSeq and is a predicted model, not a curated record. Gene Ontology annotation, cellular component: mitochondrial large ribosomal subunit. Gene Ontology annotation, biological process: translation. The coding region runs from base 410 to 1207 and encodes 265 amino acids.